Messenger RNA from Loa loa (African eye worm), 669 nucleotides. RefSeq lists its product as hypothetical. Gene Ontology annotation, molecular function: RNA polymerase II transcription regulatory region sequence-specific DNA binding; DNA-binding transcription factor activity, RNA polymerase II-specific. Gene Ontology annotation, biological process: regulation of transcription by RNA polymerase II. Lineage: Eukaryota; Metazoa; Nematoda; Chromadorea; Rhabditida; Onchocercidae. Bases 1 to 669 code for a protein of 222 amino acids. The transcript is spliced from 5 exons. The record is from RefSeq and is a predicted model, not a curated record.
AUGCUCUCAACAACUGCAACAUACCUUGUUAGUUUGCAGUUUCAGGAGCAAUUGAAGAGUAAAGAUUUAGCACAUGCACUUACCGAUUUCCCGUAUUAUCCACCGCUCGAUGCAUCUGUAUCCAAUAGUCUACGACCGAUCGGUGAUUCUUCUGAUGGUGCAUUCAAAAAAAUUAAAGCAGAAAGCAAUAGUUGCAACGCAUCAUCAGUGUUUGCAAGUGCUCUUUCAGGUAGCUCUCAAGUACCUGCCAGCGUACGAAGACGACAUCGUACGACAUUCACGCAAGAACAGUUAGCAGAACUCGAUGCUGCAUUCCAAAAAUCACACUAUCCAGAUAUUUAUGUUCGUGAGGAACUUGCUAGGAUUACAAAAUUGAAUGAAGCACGAAUUCAGGUUUGGUUUCAAAAUAGGCGUGCAAAGCAUCGUAAACAAGAAAAACAAUUAUCAAAAGCUUUGGUACCACAGACGGUAUUUCCAUCACAAAGUGCCGCAGGUCAAAUUAUGCGAACGCCAAUGUAUCCAUCCACUGCCGCUAUGUCUGCUCGAGCUGCUGCUGACUCUUUCUGGUAUCAGCCAUAUCCAGUAGCUCAUCCGAUGACCUAUCCUGCAGCUUCUGCUUAUGGAGCUGUACCAAGUGCUCAUACUUUCGGCGCACCAAUGCCUACGUAA